GAAGCGGAGCCCAGAUGACAAAAAGAACAUGAAGGCAACUUCAGUUAAGUAAACUUGUUUUGCUGUCGGCUUUUUCGAUUUUAAUUUAAAAAAUACGAUUUAUUAAUGAAGUGAAAAAAAAUAUUUAUUGCUGUCACUUGAAGAUCAAGAUCCCGGACUUGUCCCUGCAGUUUUUAUUCACUCGUGAUUAUUUAUUGAAAGGUCAUUGGUGAAUUGAACCAUGGUUUUAACCAAAGAGUAUCGAAUUUGCAUGCCACUGACUGUGGAAGAAUACCGCAUCGGGCAGCUUUACAUGAUUGCCAGGCACAGUCAUGAGCAGUCAGAUGCUGAUGAAGGUGUCGAAGUUGUCGAGAACAGCGAAUGCGAGGAUCCCGUUCAUGGAAAGGGACAAUUUACUGAAAAAAGAAUUCAUCUUUCCAGCAAACUUCCUUAUUGGAUCCAAGCAUUGAUACCAAGAAUUUUUUAUGUCACUGAAAAAGCAUGGAAUUAUUAUCCUUUCACAAUAACAGAAUACACAUGUUCAUUUAUGCCUAAAUUUCAAAUAUCUAUUAAAACUCGCUAUGAAGACAACAAUGGCUCAUCUGAAAAUUGUUUAGGUUUAACGCCAGUAGAAUUAAUCCACCGAGAAGUUGAUUUUAUUGAUAUCGCGUACGACGAAUUGUCAGCGAAACAUUACAAAGAAGAAGAGGAUCCGAAAUUUUUCCAGUCAAAAAAAACAGGACGAGGGCCAUUAAUAGAAGGCUGGCGUGAAACCACACAGCCAAUAAUGUGUUCUUACAAACUCGUUGAUGCAUCAUUUGAAGUAUGGGGGAUGCAAACUCGUGUUGAAGAUUUCAUCCACAAGGCUAAAUUGCAACUGUUUCAGUGCAUAAGAGACAUUUUACUGCUGGGCCAUCGCCAGGCGUUCGCUUGGAUCGACGAGUGGCACGACAUGACUCUCGAUGACGUCCGGGAGUAUGAGAAAAAAAUGCACGCUGCGACAAAUGAAAAAAUUCAACCUAAAACAGAACCAGCUAAUCCGUCACAACCACAAACGCCGUCAGGAUCGAUCCCUUCUUCCCCGAAAAGUCCUACCGCGUCGGCGAAUCGCUCCUGGUUUUCUUGGUCAUAACUGAAAUCAAAUGUCAAUCCACAAUACAUUGGUACUAAUACUAAUGUGCCUGAUCGCGCAACCUGGGUCUAAAUAUUAUUGUUUAUGUAAAUAUUAUUUUUAAUUUUGAUUAACGAAAUGUUGUAUUUAAAUGUAAUGUUAAUUUCAAUUAACUAGCCUUCGUUUAUGUAUACAGUAAUAACCCAAGCAGCAAAAAAAAAUUGUUGACUUGAGGGCAUCCUCAGACAGCCCCCUCCCCCACUCUUUAAAAAUAUUCAAUGACAGCUGUCAUAAUUGUAUUCAAAUUUUAAUUUUAUUAAUUAAUUGAGAAAAAAGUAAAACCUUAAUUGAAAAAUGGACAAUUUUUCCGAGGUAUAGAAUUUUUAAAAAAUUAUUUACAGUUGCUAUCAAUUAGGAGUUUAAAAAAAUUUAUUGAAUAAAUUCUGCAAAAUUUGAAAAUUCAAAUUAUAAAAUUAAUAUGAAGAUUUUCCUGAAAUUUCGUUUAACUCCCAAUUGAUGUCAACUGUAAGUCAUUUUUUUAAAAAUCCAUGCAAUAAAAUUGCAAUUAAUGUUUUAAUUUUUCUUUAAUUAAUUAACAAAAUUUAAAUACUGAUGACAAUUUAAAAUUAUUAAAUAUUUUUGAAAAGUUGAGGGAUUGUUUGAGAAUGACCUCAAGAUGUUUUAACAAAAAGUCAAUUUUUUUUCUGUCACUUGGGGAAAAAAAAUCUUUUAUUUAAUAAAUUAAAGAUUUUUUUCCACGUCUGUUGGAGAGUAAAUUACGUAGGACUUAUCAGUAAAAUUUAUAUUUAUAAAAAUCUCCAUUGUGUUCUAUUGUUUAAAUAAAAAAAAAAAAUAUGUAUAUGAUAUAAGAAAGUAAUAUGCGUUAAAAUGUAAAUUAAAACUAAUUGAUAACUCACACGUUAUAUUAUUGCUUGCACGGUAAUUAAAAAUUAAAUACGAGCUUGACGAAAUUGAAAUAAUAAAUAUUUAUGUGAUAAAUUAA
Molecule: messenger RNA, 2093 nt
Organism: Microplitis mediator
Lineage: Eukaryota; Metazoa; Arthropoda; Insecta; Hymenoptera; Braconidae
Gene: rdgBbeta
Product: cytoplasmic phosphatidylinositol transfer protein 1
Exons: 6
Coding region: 221-1111 (296 amino acids)
Biological process (GO): phospholipid transport
Cellular component (GO): cytoplasm
Molecular function (GO): phosphatidylinositol transfer activity; phosphatidylinositol binding
Source: RefSeq, a predicted model, not a curated record